Acaromyces ingoldii is the source of this 819-nucleotide messenger RNA. RefSeq lists its product as hypothetical. The record is from RefSeq and is a predicted model, not a curated record. The transcript is spliced from 2 exons. NCBI's taxonomy places the organism in Eukaryota, Fungi, Basidiomycota, Exobasidiomycetes, Exobasidiales, Cryptobasidiaceae. The annotation marks the transcript as partial.
GUUCGUUGUGUCGUCCUCCUCCCCAGCCACUACUAGUACUGUCUCCAGCUUCUCUUCCGGGCCCAAUCGCCGCGCGGCUUGGCUCGCCACUGCUCUACACACCGACCGCCACUCGGACUGCAUCACAGUGCCCGCGCCCACUUCAUCGCAACUCUACCUUUCCUGCCCUACAAGGCCGCACUGCACCUUAUCCCAUCCACCACUUCCUUUUUUUUCCCUUUGUCUCAGUUCGCCUUGCCCCCUUUCAAAGCUCACUCCCCCGCCUCUCGGCCACCACCUAUCGCGGCAGACGAAUUAGGUAGAGAGAAGAAGCGAAAGCGACCAGCACAAGAAGAAGCCAAGGCGCCGGCACCAUGGCGGGCUAUCCACCUCAGCACUAUGCUGCUGCCGCUGCUCCAGCCCCACACUAUGCUCCCUACCACAUGCAUGCUGGGUCGGUGCCCAGCCACCACUACGCUUCGGGCUCUGCUCCCUAUCCGCCCUACCAGCCCCCGCCCAACAGCGGGGCCGUCCAACAGCAGCAGCAGCAGCAGCAGCAGCAGCUUGUUGCCAAUGGUAUCGCAGAGCAGCAGCGCUACGAAGCACAGCUAGCCGCUGCCCAUCCCAGUGGUGGCUUUGGACCUGGCCCUCUAGGCCACGGCCCAGCAGCAUCUUCGCAGUCCAUCCACGCACAUCAUCACCAACAGCAGCAGCAACAGCAGCAGCCGCAGUCACAACAUCAGCUCCAGCACCCGGCUAACUACGCACCCUCCCAUCCCCGUGACUACGCCGCACAACCGCACCAGGCUGCUCCUCGCCGGGGAGGAGGAGGGGGAGGGG